Ostrinia furnacalis (Asian corn borer) is the source of this 1992-nucleotide messenger RNA. RefSeq lists its product as uncharacterized. The transcript has 7 exons. The record is from RefSeq and is a predicted model, not a curated record. NCBI's taxonomy places the organism in Eukaryota, Metazoa, Arthropoda, Insecta, Lepidoptera, Crambidae. Gene Ontology annotation, molecular function: zinc ion binding; RNA binding. The coding region runs from base 96 to 1076 and encodes 326 amino acids.
CAUCCGUAUAUAUUGCGGCCGCCCAGUCCCGACCGCUCCUUUCAUACAUCGAGUGCGCGACUUGAAGGUAGUCAAUUUAAAUUAUUCUUUGUGUCAUGGAUUCAAUCACGUACAAUAAUUUCGCCAUGGAAGAAACGAAGCCGAUAUUUACAACUGCUAGUGAUGCAAAAGCUACCACAACAACAGAAAGUUUUGCACCGUCGGACAACAGAAACAUGUCAAAUCCAUCGGAAGGCGUGUUUUCUCCGAUGGCCCCUCCUUUCCAGGCGCGUGGUGGCAACGAGCUCAUGAACCUCCUGGCGCAACAGGAGCCGAGAGCUGCCGACACAGCUCCAACGGCAGCAAAUAUGGACGAUGUCCUCAUGAACUUCCGUAUGAACGGCUCUGAACUGCUCUUUGACGACAUGGAUCAAAAUUCCCAAAAUUACUUCAAUAUGGGUAACACCAGGUCGGAGUCCGUGGCAUCAUCCAGCGCGAACCUCUGGGGCGACGGCUCCUCCGUGACGGCUGGCCGUAAUGGGGAGAUGAUGGACACUUUCGACUUUUUGAUCAAAAGUCUGUCGUCGGCCAACAACUACGUGUCGAUGCUGACCAGGGAACAGCUGUCGGUGCUGCGCUCGAUCCGGCCCAGCGUGCUCUACGAGUUCCUGCAAGAGGUCGCCAAGGUCCGCAGCGAUAAGCGCAUGCGCCGCGCCCUGCCUAAUGAAUGUGCAUUCUGCAAGAACAACGGCGAGAAUGAGGAGUGCUACUCGUCGCACGCGCUCAAGGACUGGCGCGGACGCGUGCUGUGUCCCGUGCNCCCAGUACUCCGCGCCUUCCGCUGCCCGCGCUGCGGCGCCACCGGCGACCACGCCCACACCAUCAAGUACUGCACCGUCAACAAGUACCCAGAGAACUCCGAUGCAGGUUCGGAUCGUUCAGUAGGAGGGCUGUCGCGUCGUCGCGCGCCGACCGCAGGCCUGGCCGGGCUGACGCUGCGUAGUGCGCCCGCCACACCCGCGCCCGCGCCGUCACCCUCCCCGUCCACCGCUGCGCUCACGCACGCUUCUCUCUGGUCCACGUUCGGAAUCAACUAAACCCAACGAAGCCGGGGCUAUCUGCACAGCCAGCGUCAAACAGUUCGCGACACCUUAAGCCAAAAAGUUCGCAACACGUCUUUGUUACGUGGAAUAAGUUUGUUGUUCACUAAAACUUUUUGGCCACUUUGGGUGUCACUAAGUAUUUGACGAUGACUGUACGAUAGAUCUUUUUUGUUUAUGUACUUUUUGUAGAUUCCACUGCCGUUUAUAUAGGACAGUUCCUAAUGUGUGGGAGGGGCGAAAAACAACUUGAUCGAUAACGCUCUUUUCAAUCAGGAAUGAUGUUAUUACUCUGUCUGCCUCUUCUUUCCGUAACUUUUAAUAGGUAGGAGAAUAUCUGAUUCUAGCCUACUUGGGACCUACCCAAGGUUCUUGCCCUAGCUAAGAAAUGUAAAAUCAAUAAGUACAGGUAGUAGAGUACCUAGGUACAUGGAGUUCGUCAGCAAUUAAGGUCUUUUAUCAACACGUCACAUUACUUCUUCCAGAGGUGUGGCCCCGGCAUUAUUCUCAGAUCGAUAACUAAGAUGACUCUAAGCUAUGUUUAAGGUAUAUUUCAUGUAUGGCCAGACAUAAGAGCCGAAGUUGAGACCCAGUAUGAUAACGGUUUCAUUUUAGACGGUUCGGCUUUUUAAGAAACAGGCUGGAAACCAUUGCUCUAUUAAGUUCUGAAGGUUAUCUCUUCUAUACGACGUAAAUCACCAACAUUAAUUUUAUGUAUUAAUACUAUUCGUAUUAUCAUUUUAGUAAAACAAUGUUAUUAUUGGUUUACACAUUUCUUUAAUUUAAAACUUAUUGAGUAGUGAUAAAUAUGAGAACAUGGUGUAAGCCGAUAACGUGUCAAAUGGUUAUCGAUUGUACUACAUGUACUUAACCAUUUUUAUCAGGAUUUAACCUGUAUUUCGUUCAACUGUAG